Thrips palmi is the source of this 1578-nucleotide messenger RNA. Its product is annotated as F-box/LRR-repeat protein 7-like. The coding region runs from base 191 to 1309 and encodes 372 amino acids. NCBI's taxonomy places the organism in Eukaryota, Metazoa, Arthropoda, Insecta, Thysanoptera, Thripidae. The record is from RefSeq and is a predicted model, not a curated record. Gene Ontology annotation, molecular function: protein binding. The transcript has 5 exons.
GGCGGGGGCUGGCAACACUGCAGCGCAUUCGGUUCAGUCGGCUGGCGAGCACUGGCGAGGCGAGGCGUCGAGAGUGAGGACUUCGUGUGCUGCUGCUGUAGCGUCCGGCGAGGCCGGCCAGCCUGGUGUGCCCCGCACCGAGCGCCUCCAGGACCUCCUGGACCCACACCACCCGAUCAACGCCCUGAUCAUGGCUACAGCGAUGGAGACACAAGGUCCGCACAUCUCCGACCUGCCCGUCGACGCCCUGCUGGAGGUGUUCUGCCGACUGCCGGCGGCCGACCUCACCCUGGGGGCCAGCGGCGUCUGCCGGGCCUGGCGGGACCUGGCCAUGGAGCCGGCGGCGUGGCAGGCGAGGCGCGUGCAGGUGGCGCCUCGCAAGCACCGUCCGCUGGCCGCGGCGGAGCGCCGGGUGCUGCGCCGCGCCCCCGCGCUGCGCGCCCUGGCCGUGUCGCUGCGGCGCGCGCAGGACCUCCCCGAGCCGCUGUCCGCGCUGCUGCCGUGCUGCGGCCACCUCCGCGAGCUGCAGCUGUCGCUGCCGUGCCUGUACGCCGACAUGGCGCGGGACGUGGCGGCACACUGGCCGCGGCUGCAGCAGCUCCGCGUCGAGGCGUGCAGCGUCCAGGAGGGCGGCCUGGAGCGCCUGGGCCAGCUUGACCACCUGCGGAGGCUGCAGGUGGCGACGCUGCAGCCCGCGCAGGGCGUGUGGGGCCCGCUGCGCCGCGCCGCCAGGGACGGCCUGCCCGCCCUGCGCGCCCUGCACGUCGACGCGCGCUGCGACGCCGCCAACAUCGACGAGGCCGUCGGCGUGCUGCUCGAGCUGGCCGACCGCGUCACGCACUUGCGCAUCGGGUCCCUGGUCCCCGCCGACGCGGCCCUGCUCGGCGCCAUCGGCCGCUGCUCCAGGCUCCAGAACUUACACAUCGAAGACUGCUCCCAGUUGACUGACGAGGGCCUGCUGCAGCUGGCCGGCCUGAGGCUGCAUUCCCUGAGCCUCUGCUUCGCCCGGCAAGUGUCCACCGCCGCCCUGCUCCACUUGCUGCGCGUGUCGGACUUGUCGCUGCUCAAGCACCUGGACCUGAGGGGCUGCCCCGCCCUGACGGACAGGGUCGUGCUCUCGCUGGCAUCCAGGUUAUCGACUCCACCGAAGCUGGUUGCAGACGACUGUCCCAAUGUAUCAGGCCAAGCUCUGCAGAGUCUAAAUCGUACAUCACCUCCUGUGAAUGCAGCACACGCCAUUGCAGCGUUGUGCACUGUUGCUGCAGUCGCUACUCUCCCAGUUCCAAACAGACCACUUCAAGUGGCUUGAUGACACGGCUUAUCCAAAUUGACUUGAAAUGUGUUUUCCUCCUAUUGAGAAAUGAAGUCUGAGUUAUUUGUGUUCAUUAACAUUCACCCGAGGGUGACAAACAGUUUUGUUUGAAGUAUUUAUUCAACAGGUUGCAACUACUAAUGUAAACCAGGAAUGUUUUUGUUCAAAUGCACCUGUUCAAUCUAUGUAUUACAUUAAAAAUGUAAGGGAUUGCAUAUAAGGAUAUUUAUGUGAAAUAAAUAAAAAAGAUCAAGUGUCAAGUUUUA